Linnemannia hyalina is the source of this 2037-nucleotide messenger RNA. The record is from the annotation of a GenBank genome assembly. Lineage: Eukaryota; Fungi; Mortierellomycota; Mortierellomycetes; Mortierellales; Mortierellaceae.
AUGCAGGAUCUGGAUCCGGCAUCACUACUCUUCAUUCCGCGCGAUGAGUAUGCACCCCUGCAGCUGGACCCAGAACUCUUCGAGUCUGUGGGCGACGGAGUGUCCCUCAAGACCUUUGUUAUACCCAAGGCCACUCCACCAACUACGUCGUCCACUAAAUCGCCCUCGGUAUCCACCUCAAGCUCGCUGGACAGACUCAGGUCUCUUGCCGUCAAAUUCAACCCCCAGGAUGCCGAUGCACCAGAGAACCAUGCAGGUGGAGGAGUAGGAGAACGGCAGAAGAGCAAUCGGAGCCGGAUGGGAACAACCCAGUCAUGGGAUGUUGCUUGGGAGCAGGACCUGGAUCAGCGUGUUCUAGAGAUUGACCGACCCAACAUCUUUGACUCGUUUCAUACCCCUGGCGCCGCCGCGUUUGACGUUCAAGGGUCCAUCCCGUUCCUAGUUCCAUCAGGUCAAGGAGAAGUUCCUGAGGUGGAUUCGUUUACAGAGUCUACUGUUGGCUCGCUUACUCUUCCCACAGAUCCGACAUCCUCCCCCUCAGUUAACAAGGAGACACUGAGCCUUUCCUUUGAUCUACCGGUGCUGUCGAAACGGCCGCGGAAUAUUCUGGACGACUGUGUACUUCGCGAUCAGAUUCCAGUCGCAGCUACCGCCAACAAACACCACCAGCAACCGACGGCACCGGACGGCAGGGCGGAAAAGAUCGCAAAGACGCAGCCUUCGAAGAUCGGAUUUGAUAUCACGGAGGAUCGAGCGAAGACUUGGCGCGCAGCCGGGAAGCCUGUUCAGACUGAUCUUACAGGGGCGGCGGAUGGUGGACGUGGCGCCAGGAUUCAUGAGCAACUGAGUUGGGAGACGUGCUCCAGGUCAGGACUCAGGACCGUGUCUAAUCACCUUGUCAUGUCGCCAUACGUAACAGAAGCAGGCACCACUACCUUUGAGUCUGUCUAUCAGAGGUACAUGGACUAUGCGUUCAAGUUUCGACCUUCUCCGAUAGUCGUGCCCUACAAAAGGUUGAUUGAGCACUACAAGCAUGUCAAGGUAACGGCUGAGACGUUACUGGAAACCAUGAUCAGCGCAGGAACACAUAUGAGACGCCUGGUUGCUGUCGCAGAUACCUGCAUCAAUCACCCAGAAGGCAUGGGCUUGAUCCGCAUCGCAUUCGGUCGCUCACUGUCGUCGUAUCUGACAUUCUUGCAAGGAACAGUCGUAUCACUUCAGGAAUCUUGUAGGAACAAACAGAUCCACCUCCUGGAAUUGCACCACAAGACCCAUGAUCUGGAAGAGAUGCUAUCUCGGCUCGCCCGCCUGUGUCAAUGUCAUGUAUUGCAGGAGAGUAGUAAUAGGGCUGGAUUCUAUUUGCCACCUGGAUCGGGCCUUCUGUCAAUGAUCUACAGCGAAAUACUGGUGCAGCCAAGCCCUAGCGAUGCCUUGUGGGUGGCGCUUCUACUCAGCAUGCUGGACCAGGCUAGCAAACCAUACCGCGAUAUUCUCAGUCGAUGGAUGGGCAUUACGCCAUCAACACACGGCGAACAAGACAGGAACCAACUCUCAAGCCUCUCUAGCCUGUCAGCCGCAAGGAGAUUACCUUUAGGGCCAGAUAUCUUUGACCUUACUGGAUACACUGCCAGCAACACCAACAAGCAAGGAGGCACCACGGGCGGGAGCGAGGAACUAUUUUCGAUCUUUGACUCUCAUCUACAACAAUCUCUCCAAGGGCUGGACCCGUUUGGAGAGUUCUUCGUUCAUAGCAGGCAUGGAUGGUCUUGGGACGGGUCCGAGUUGAUUGUUCUGGCAGAUCCUCUGGAGUACAAUGGCGAGUUCAAGAUGAGCGACACUGUGUCGCCAGCUCGAUUUCUUGGUGACCGGUUGGCAGAGCGCGUCAUGGAGGCAGGGAAGGAGCUUCAGAUUUUGGUUGAGUUUGAGCCGCGGCAUCCUUUGAUUGCUCAUGAUCGGAACUCCUCCAUGACGAGUACCUGGCUUAAGUGGUUUUAUGUCCAAGGCGAUCUUGCCAAGAUCGAGUAUGGAGCCAAGUAG